Kazachstania africana CBS 2517 is the source of this 1650-nucleotide messenger RNA. It is a transcript of the gene PCK1, whose product is annotated as phosphoenolpyruvate carboxykinase PCK1. The record is from RefSeq and is a predicted model, not a curated record. Gene Ontology annotation, molecular function: ATP binding; phosphoenolpyruvate carboxykinase (ATP) activity. Bases 1 to 1650 code for a protein of 549 amino acids. Lineage: Eukaryota; Fungi; Ascomycota; Saccharomycetes; Saccharomycetales; Saccharomycetaceae. The transcript has a single exon. Gene Ontology annotation, cellular component: cytosol. Gene Ontology annotation, biological process: gluconeogenesis.
AUGUCUCCUUCCAAAGUCACUACUCCAUUGAAAGAUUUAAACGCCGUCGAGCAAAAAAUUAGACAGGAAUUAGAUUUGAGUUCUGGUGUCACUACUAUUAGACGUAAUGCUCCUGUUUCUGUUCUUUAUGAAGACGCUUUGAAAGAUGAAAAAAAUACCAUCAUUUCUUCUACAGGUGCGCUUAUUGCUUAUUCUGGCGAAAAAACAGGUAGAUGUCCAAAAGAUAAACGUAUUGUAGAAGAGUCUGACUCUAAAGAGGAUAUUUGGUGGGGUCCAGUCAAUAAACCAUGCUCCGAAAGAACAUGGGAGAUUAAUAGAGAAAGAGCCGCUGACUAUUUAAGAACAAGAGAACAUAUCUAUAUUGUUGACGCUUUUGCUGGUUGGGAUCCAAAAUAUAGAAUUAAAGUUCGAGUUGUAUGCGCAAGAGCAUAUCAUGCACUUUUCAUGACAAACAUGCUUAUUAGGCCAACAAAGGAUGAAUUAGAAAAUUUUGGUGAUCCUGAUUUUACCGUUUGGAAUGCAGGUCAGUUCCCUGCUAACUUCCAUACUGAAGAUAUGUCAUCAAAGACCACGAUCGAAAUUAACUUCAAAGCCAUGGAAAUGAUUAUACUUGGUACAGAAUAUGCAGGAGAAAUGAAGAAAGGUAUUUUCACUGUCAUGUUUUAUUUAAUGCCAAUCCAUCACAAUGUUUUAACUUUACAUUCCUCGGCAAAUGAAGGUAUCGAGAAAAAAGACGUCACUUUAUUCUUUGGUUUAAGUGGUACUGGGAAGACUACUUUAUCUGCUGACCCCCAUAGACUUUUGAUUGGCGAUGAUGAACAUUGUUGGUCAGAUACCGGUGUAUUCAAUAUUGAAGGUGGUUGUUAUGCUAAAUGUAUCAAUCUUAGUGUAGAGAAAGAACCGGAAAUUUUUAAUUCUAUAAAAUUUGGUUCAAUAUUGGAAAAUGUAGUUUAUGAUCCAAAAUCUCGUGAAGUUGAUUACGAUGAUUCUUCCAUCACUGAAAAUACAAGAUGUGCUUACCCUAUUGAGUUCAUUCCAAGCGCUAAGAUUCCAUGUAUAGCUAACUCACAUCCAAAAAAUAUUAUUCUUUUAACUUGUGACGCUUCUGGUGUUUUACCUCCAGUUUCAAAAUUAACAUCAGAUCAAGUCAUGUAUCAUUUCAUAUCUGGUUACACGUCAAAAAUGGCUGGCACAGAACAAGGCGUUACCGAACCCCAACCAACUUUUUCGUCUUGUUUCGGUCAACCUUUCCUAGCACUACAUCCGAUGAAGUAUGCUACAAUGUUGGCAGAAAAAAUGGAAAAACAUAAGGCUAACGCCUGGUUAAUAAAUACUGGAUGGACUGGAUCAUCUUACAUUGCAGGCGGGAAAAGAUGUCCAUUACCCUAUACAAGAGCCAUUUUAGAUGCUAUUCAUGAUGGUUCUCUAGAAAAGGAAUCUUUUGAAACCUUACCGAUUUUUAACUUAAAGGUUCCUAAAAAUGUAAAUAACGUCCCAACUAAGUUAUUAAACCCAUCGAAGAAUUGGUAUGAAGGCGAGCUCAAAUAUUCAGGUGCUGUCAAAAAAUUAUCCAAACUAUUUAUUGAAAACUUCAAAACCUAUGAGGAUAAAGCAACGAAAGAAGUGUUAGCUGCCGGUCCACGACUUUAG